Plodia interpunctella (Indianmeal moth) is the source of this 3347-nucleotide messenger RNA. It is a transcript of the gene eIF6, whose product is annotated as eukaryotic translation initiation factor 6. Gene Ontology annotation, biological process: ribosomal subunit export from nucleus; maturation of 5.8S rRNA; assembly of large subunit precursor of preribosome. Gene Ontology annotation, molecular function: ribosomal large subunit binding. The coding region runs from base 130 to 867 and encodes 245 amino acids. The transcript has a single exon. Gene Ontology annotation, cellular component: nucleolus; preribosome, large subunit precursor; cytosol. The record is from RefSeq and is a predicted model, not a curated record. NCBI's taxonomy places the organism in Eukaryota, Metazoa, Arthropoda, Insecta, Lepidoptera, Pyralidae.
AGUCGUCAAAAUCAGACGUCAAACUUUCGGCCGCACGAGUUGUGUUUUUUCCUCUCACAUGUGAAGAAGUAUUGGUUAUUAUUGUGAAAUAGUCUGAAAUUACAAAAAAGUUAAAAACGUAAAGAAAUCAUGGCGGUUCGUGUACAAUUUGAGAAUAAUAAUGAAGUGGGAGUGUUUAGUAAAUUAACCAACGCGUAUUGCCUUGUCGCAAUCGGUGGAUCUGAGAAUUUCUACAGCGUGUUCGAAGCUGAACUGGCUGAAACAGUGCCUGUGGUGCAUGCAAGCAUCGCUGGAUGCCGUAUCAUCGGACGGAUGACCGUGGCCAACCGGCACGGACUGCUCGUGCCCUCAUCCACAACAGACACAGAAUUGCAACACAUCCGAAACAGUUUACCCGAUAAUGUAAAAGUGCAGCGCGUAGAAGAACGCCUGAGUGCACUUGGAAAUGUCAUCACUUGCAACGAUUACAUAGCUUUGGUUCACCCAGACUUGGAUCGCGACACAGAGGAAAUUUUAGCAGACACAUUGAAUGUUGAAGUAUUUAGGCAAACUGUUGCAGGGAAUGUAUUGGUGGGAAGUUACGCGGCAUUGAGUAACCGCGGCGGGCUGGUGCACCCUAAAACUAGUAUACAGGAUCAAGAUGAGCUCUCUUCAUUAUUGCAAGUGCCAUUGGUUGCGGGAACUGUGAACAGAGGCAGUGACGUCAUCGGCGCCGGGUUAGUCGUUAACGAUUGGUGCGCGUUUUGUGGCAUGGACACUACGUCAACAGAAAUCUCAGUGAUAGAAAGUGUUUUCAAACUGAAUGAUGCCAAACCCACAGCAAUCACAUCAACUAUGCGGGCAUCGCUCAUUGACAGCAUGUCAUAACACUGAGCAAAUUCAAGUGGCAGUGUUGUGAUGUUUAUGUUGUUGUUUCAGACACUCCAACCCCCGGGAAUAAAAGGGCCACAUUUGAUAAAUUUGUGAACAGAUUGCACAACCACAACCAAUGAUUCUUGACCUGUGUUAAUCUAUAAGUAAAUAAAUAUAAAAAAUAAUAUCUUCAAAUGGCUUUAAAUUUAUAUAUCAAUAGUCAUCAAAUUUGCCUCCCAUAACUUUUCCCGACUCAUCCAUACAUGUACUACAUAAGAUAACUUUGCAUUUUAAGAUCAGAUGUUCCUUCGCAGACAUUUUAUCUGAAGAACCCAUACUAAGAUUGACAGACCACAAUUUGGUAAGUAUUAAUCAUUGAUUGUGGAUGGGUUUAAUAAAAAAAAAAAAAACAGGAUAAAACUUAAAGUUUAUUAUAAACAUUUUUUACAACACAAACAGUUGCCACUGCGUUGCUCUGGAAGUCCUUUUCUGCCACUGUCCAGUGCAGCUACCUCAACCCUCGUCUUUGACUUUACAAAAACCACAUAUAUCUGGUUUAACCUAUCAGCUAGUCACCAGUUACCACAACAAUUGUUUAGGUAUCUAUUGCAUCUUGUUUCUCUGUGCUUGACAUGUUAAGUACAGACAUGAUAAAGUAUUUGUAUUUGGUAAUUUAGCAGAAAAUUGGAAAAUUGUAAUCUAUCUAGGAACAAGGGGCUUACUAUCAUCUUUUAACACAAUCCACUUUGUGACCUAAACUGAUCUGCAUCUUAAAUUAAUAAUGUCUUAUGCAAUACUUUUCAGGAUCCAAAAUUUAACUGAGUAGUAUUGGAAUUGUUACAAGUUGAUGGUAGGCCCGAAGUGUGUAAAACAGAUAUGUUAGAAACAACAAUCUAAUAAGAAAAAAUAUUUUAAAACACAACAUGUAAAUACAAAUAUUACACUGGAGCAAACUAUUUAGCCAAUUAUAUUAUUACAUAAUUUCUGACAAGCAAGGUCACCAAAACAACAUGACUCAAAGAAUGAAUCAUAUUGUUUAUAUCUGAAAAGGAAUUCCCAAGAAUUUAAGCUACAACGGAAGGGUUGAGAUGCGCAGGCGGCGGCACCGUCGCCUCAUUAUUGCGCAACACAAACACAACUUACUAUAAAUACAAUUUCAUCAUAUCCUCGAAAAUUAUCUAAUUUACAACAAAUUGGAGGAUCUUUAUAAUUUAAAAAUGAAAUAAUCCAAUGAAGGUUAAAAAUAUAUAAUUAGAAACAUUUUUUUCUAUAUUUAACAACACAAUAUUGCGACAUAUUCACAUCUGCCUAUUAGCCAAUAUGUUUGGCUGAGAUUAGAUAAAAUAGUUUCGCUCGUCAUUCAUAACACAGUCUAAUAAUAAAAUAAGCAACAAUUCAGCUUUCUUAUUAUAAUAAAUGUCUAAUGAGAAUUUUUAAAAGUUUAACAGCAUAUCAAAUUAGGCACACAAACAGCUCAAACACAUUAUUAAAGGAAUUUUGAAUAAUUUGUAAUUAUAUGCUCAGAAGUGGGCAAAAGUGUCGAAACCAACUUCAUUCUUCUUUCUUUUAAUUUUAUUCCUAUACGACAUUUUAAUAGAAAAUCUAUAAGGUAGGAUAAUUUAGCCAUAAUAAAUUUUAAUUUUCAAUGGGACAUUUAGGUCAAUAUUCAAAAUGGAUGACUUGGUAAAGCUAUGUUGCAAGUAAUAAAAGCAUACAGUGAUUAUUUCGUGUAACAUUUGAAACAAGAAAUAGAGUAUCACUGCUGAGUGUGUUAGCUGUAUCAGUUAUGAGCAGUAAAGGAAGACAGCUACAACGUCACAAAACAUAUUCUGUUCAAAGAAUCAACUACAUUUAAAGUUACCCUGAAUUUGAAAUUGGGCAGGUUACAACUGAUGUUACUGUUCUCUAUUGUGCAUCCACACUUCCACACCCAUCCACACUUUGUGCAGUACUAUCACUAUUAACGUCAAUUCUGUACUUGUACACUACACUAUUAUGGCACUAAGUUUGAAGACAGAAAAUAUAAAAAUAAAAUUUAUCAUUUAUAUUAAUGUUCCUUCGGUUACAGCUUGGCUAUAGAUUGAGGUAAUUUUGGAUUCCAUAUAAACAUGUAUUAACGUGAAAAAAGUUGUGAUUUGAUUUAUUACUUUUGAAAAAAAAUUAUUAAAAUUCAUAAAGUAUGACCAAAACCAACCAAUUCAUCGAAGGAAAUAUAUCUAAUAACAAAUAUUAUUAUUUCAUACUUUUUUUAGAUUUAGUGUACAAAUCAUUCAAAUAUUAAAUUAUCUGCCCUGUCAGCUGAAGUUACAAACACACACACUAGCUCCGCUUACAGAACAAAUGACUGGUACUCAAUAUAAUAUACAGUUUAUCAUGUGCUCAUAGAAAUAACUUCAGAACAGUGCCAUUAAAAGUAUAACUUAUAAGUACAUGUUCCUAAACAAAUGUGCAAUAAUUUAUGCGAAAUUUAAAAUAAAUAUACUUUUUUAAAAGAC